AUGUCAACACCUGGUUAUGCCAUGCUGACUUCACUCUCAGCGUGUGGAGGAUUCCGGAGCACUCCCGAGUGUGAUGUCAUCUGCUGUGUCUGCAGGAGCACUCCUGAGUGUGAUGUCACCUGCUGUGUCUGCAGGAGCACUCCCGAGUGUGAUGUCACCUGCUGUGUCUGCAGGAGCACUCCCGAGUGUGAUGUCACCUGCUGUGUCUGCAGGAGCACUCCCGAGUGUGAUGUCACCUGCUGUGUCUGCAGGAGCACUCCCGAGUGUGAUGUCAUCUGCUGUGUCUGCAGGAGCACUCCCGAGUGUGAUGUCACCUGCUGUGUCUGCAGGAGCACUCCUGAGUGUGAUGUCACCUGCUGUGUCUGCAGGAGCACUCCCGAGUGUGCUGUCAUCUGCUGUGUCUGCAGGAGCACACCUGAGUGUGAUGUGACCUGCUGUGUCUGCAGGAGCACUCCCGAGUGUGCUGUCAUCUGCUCUGUCUGCAGGAGCACUCCCAAGUGUGAUGUGACCUGCUGUGUCUGCAGGAGCACUCCUGAGUGUGAUGUCACCUGCUCUGUCUGCAGGAGCACUCCUGAGUGUGAUGUCAUCUGCUGUGUCUGCAGGAGCACUCCCAAGUGUGAUGUCACCUGCUCUGUCUGCAGGAGCACUCCCGAGUGUGAUGUCACCUGCUGUGUCUGCAGGAGCACUCCCGAGUGUCAUGUCAUCUGCUGUGUCUGCAGGAGCACUCCCGAGUGUGAUGUCACCUGCUGUGUCUGCAGGAGCAUUCCUGAGUGUGCUGUCACCUGCUGUGUCUGCAGGAGCACUCCCGAGUGUGAUGUCAUCUGCUGUGUCUGCAGGAGCACUCCCGAGUGUGCUGUCAUCUGCUGUGUCUGCAGGAGCACUCCCGAGUGUCAUGUCAUCUGCUGUGUCUGCAGGAGCACUCCCGAGUGUGAUGUCACCUGCUGUGUCUGCAGGAGCAUUCCUGAGUGUGCUGUCACCUGCUGUGUCUGCAGGAGCACUCCCGAGUGUGAUGUCAUCUGCUGUGUCUGCAGGAGCACUCCCGAGUGUGCUGUCAUCUGCUGUGUCUGCAGGAGCACACCUGAGUGUGCUGUCACCUGCUGUGUCUGCAGGAGCACUCCCGAGUGUGAUGUCAUCUGCUGUGUCUGCAGGAGCACUCCUGAGCUUGCUGAUGUCUGUAGUGUCCGGAAGGUGCCUGAGACAACUUCUUACUGCUCUUCCUUCUGGCUGAACUGGAUGUGCAGGAAGGUGUAA
Molecule: messenger RNA, 1251 nt
Organism: Microtus oregoni (creeping vole)
Lineage: Eukaryota; Metazoa; Chordata; Mammalia; Rodentia; Cricetidae
Product: keratin-associated protein 9-1-like
Exons: 2
Coding region: 1-1251 (416 amino acids)
Source: RefSeq, a predicted model, not a curated record